AUGAAGAUGAAGGUUUUUCCUCGUGACCCCUGGCGGAAAGCGGCCUGCCUGUUCUCUGCCGCGGCGUUCUCCACGUUCGCGGUCAACCUGGCCUUCACGCUCUGGGCGACGAGGUGGCAAGGCGAGACCGUCGACGACGGCAUCGGCGUCGUCUUCGAGGGCGGCUGCUCCGACAUCAAGAGGCUCAACACAGCCGUCCACGUCGUCAUCAACAUCCUCAGCACGGUGCUCCUCGCCGGCAGCAACUAUUGCAUGCAGUGCGCAAUCGCCCCGACCCGGUCCGAGAUCGACCGCGCCCACGCGAGGCGGAAGUGGCUCGACAUUGGCGUCCCGAGUAUCCGGAACUUUGGCAAGAUCAAAUUGGAAAAGAAAGCGCUCUGGCUUCUUUUAUACAACUCUGUCAUGUUCGCCUCAACUUCCGUGAACAUUUAUAAAGUGUUCAUAGUGAAGGAACAGUUCAUAUUGGAAGAGAACAGAGCUCUGAUCCAAAACCGCUCGGAGCCUCUUGCUCAGAUGUACGAAGGCUUCAAAACCGGCAUCCUGAAGCCCAUUGUCGCGUCUGAGUGUCUCAAAGCCUAUGGAACCCCGUUUCAAUCCUCGAGAGGCAACCUACUGCUGGCCACGAACGAACCUGAUAUAAUUGAUAUAUACCCCAAGACCAGACUCCCAUCGGACUCGUUCUCGUAUUAUCACUAUGAACAAGGGUACACAGCGAGCCUCCGGAUGCGAGAGGACGGUCAAUUGGAUCAGCCUUUUGAAUGGAUUUGCCUUAAUGACGAUGAACGAAUCUGCGAGGAACUGAUACCCAAAAUCCGGGAAGCCCCGCAGGACUGGAGACCAUACGAAAUGACAGUGACACAAUUCUACAGCCAGGAAAUGGAGGAACACUGCAGAUUACUCUUUAGCGUCACGAUCUGCUGGACUGUGACCGGUCUGAAUCUGCUGAAAGGCAUUCUCAUGCUGUUUGUUGCUUUCCGAGGGGGCGAUAGUCCCAUCCUGACGAUCGGAGAUGCCGUGGCGUCGUUCCUCGAAAUCCCCGACAAUUUCACCAAGGCCAUGUCCCUCAAACCGAAGAAACCCUUCACCGAGGAAUGA
Messenger RNA from Colletotrichum higginsianum IMI 349063, 1095 nucleotides. RefSeq lists its product as uncharacterized. Lineage: Eukaryota; Fungi; Ascomycota; Sordariomycetes; Glomerellales; Glomerellaceae. The coding region runs from base 1 to 1095 and encodes 364 amino acids. The record is from RefSeq and is a predicted model, not a curated record. The transcript has 2 exons.